Gadus morhua (Atlantic cod) is the source of this 2660-nucleotide messenger RNA. RefSeq names its product leucine-rich repeat, immunoglobulin-like and transmembrane domains 2 (gene lrit2). Lineage: Eukaryota; Metazoa; Chordata; Actinopteri; Gadiformes; Gadidae. The transcript has 4 exons. Gene Ontology annotation, molecular function: protein binding. The coding region runs from base 125 to 1912 and encodes 595 amino acids. The record is from RefSeq and is a predicted model, not a curated record.
UCUAGUGUCUUAGGUAGAACACCAGGGAUUAAAGACUUAAUAGGCUUCUCUCGUCUGCAACAUUCGACAUGCCUUGACCACAAAUGUAGCCCGCACAUGUCUUUGAAGGGAAUUGUAUCGGACUAUGGACAUAUUUUGUAGACUACUAUUAAUAGUUGUGUUGACAGUGAACGUGCAAGUAUGUGAGUCUCUGACUCAAUGUUUAACAGGGUGCAGUUGCGUGGCAGACCGUAAUGGCAGGUCACUUAUAUGCAUGGAGGAGAGUGCCUUCGGAGCCAUACCGGACAACAUUCCGGUAGACAUGAUCAAAAUCCGCAUAGAAAAGUCUCACUUCACCGAAGUCCCCAAGGGAGCCCUCUUAACCGUCCCAAACCUGGAAAACCUGUGGUUGAACUUUAACGACAUCACUCUGAUCAAUUCAAAGGCUUUAGAAGGAUUGAGAAACCUGUCCGAGUUACGUCUCCAAGGCAACAGGCUACGAUCGGUGCCGUGGACGGCGUUCGAAGACACGCCCGCGCUCAAGAUCCUGGACCUGAAGCACAACCAGCUGGACGUGUUGCCCGAACACGCGCUAAAAUACCUGCCCGGUCUGACCUACUUAGACCUCUCUUUCAACCAGCUCUCGGUCAUCUCGAGGGAAGUCUUCCUAAACUGGCCGCUCUACCAGAGAAUACAGAGCACGAGCGGCCAGGAGACCAAUCACCAAGGGCCCAACGUCGUGCUGGCGCUGCAUGACAACCCGUGGCUCUGCGACUGCCGUCUGGCGGGCUUCGUGGAGUUCGCCAAGUCUCUUGGCCCGCCCAUCCUCCUGAUGAACUCCUACUUGACCUGCUCGGGUCCGGACGUCAGAGCGGGGAAGUUCUUCCACGAGACGGAGCUGGAGAGGUGUUUGAGGCCCGUGGUCUCCACCCCGUUCACCAACAUCAGCAUGCCCCUGGGGGCGAACAUCACCCUGCAGUGCAUGGCGCGCGGCCGGCCCAAGCCCGCGGUGUGGUGGACAUAUGGCCUGAAGAUAAUCAGAGGAUUUCGUGAAUCCCAGGAAUGGAUCUCGGCCGACAUCAUCAGAACCAGCCUGGUCAUCCCCGCCCUGCACCCCGUGGACCGCGGCCUCUACACCUGCAGCGCCCUCAACUUCCUGGGCAACUCCUCUGUCAGCAUCGCCCUGGAGGUGCUCCACUCUCCCUCCUCCUCCUCCUCCUCCUCCUCCGACGCCAAGUCGCCGUCGUCCCCCAACGGCCCCCGGCCCCGCUCCGGCCUCCCCGUGCUCGGCGGCGGCGGCGAGGAGGACAACGUGUACAUCGACAUCCGCAUCGCCAAGCAGACGGUGCGCGGCAUCAGCAUCGAGUGGUACGCCACGCUGGAGCGGCCCUCGGAGACCUGGUUCACGGUGCACCUGGGCCGCGCCGACGGGGCCCCCGGCGCCCGGGAGGCGGUGCACGUGGGGCCGGGCCUCAACGCCUACGCCGUGUCCGACCUGCUGCCCGCCACCAAGUACGACAUCUGCGUCACGCUGCAGAACCGCAGCCCGCGGCCGGGCCAGUGCCUGGUGUUUGUGACGGGCAGUGACGUCACGGAGAAGGAGCAGCGGGAGAAGCUGAUCCACAUCGUGGUGAUCGUGCUGGCCAUGGUGCUGGCCGUGCCUGCGGGGAUGUACGCGUGCACCACGGACGCCAAGCUGGCCUGCCCCGAGGGCGUGGCAAAGGCCUGGAGGAACAGGCAGCAGAGGGCUGGGGAUCGGGGGGGAUCCGGCAGGGAGAGGGAGAGCACGUUUGACAGCUUGCAGGCGGCCAGCGACGAGGGACUGGUGAACAGGGAGUCCAGCGAAGACCGAAAGGUGAGGAGGAGGUCUGAAGAUAGGGGGCUGAAGAACAAAAUGGCGGACCACUGCAGACUCACUGCGGAACUGUAUUAGAAGAUAAUAGUGGGUUUAACAAGAGAGGGCGGCUGGAUUUUUUUGGGUUGUUAUUUUUAUGAAUUGACGUCCCUCAUUUUGUAUGAAGUCUCUUUUCCUUCUUCCUCUUCCUUCAACACAUUGUUAGUCAAGCAAUAACUUGCUGUUAAAUACAUUAAAGCAUGUUAUAAAAUGCUGUCGUUGAGCAGAAUAUUACAAAAUGUUCAUACAAAGCAUUUUGUAUAUUUAUUAUUGAUUAAAAGUUUGCCUUUAUUUUAAUAUUUUCUCUUCCUUUGUUCUAGGCCCGGGAGAAACGAUGACUGCUAUUACUGAUUUGAAGAUUUAUGAUUGAUAUGAAGGAAGAAUGUGAUGCUGUAUUAAUCACAGCAUCACAUUCUGUAAUAAGCCCUAUUUUCAUCUUGUUAUAUAUUAAUUGUGCAUGCAUUGACAGGAUUGUAAACAAAUUAUGCAAGCAAUGACUGUGAUUUGAUCAGCAGUUAUGGUCAAAUGUUUUUGUCAAAAUGUAAUAGCAAUGCUAUUAAGCGUUUAAACAAGCUGUCGAUAGUAAAUGCAUGUUUUUAAAUGUUUUUAAAAUUAAAUACAAUCCUCCUGUUUUCUUGGCAACAACUUGACAACCAUAACUUUCAAAGGCAUUUGAAAGUUAUAUGCAGAACAUGCACCUGUUGCCCAUGGCAAUGGCAUUUCAAUGAGUGUGUGUUUGUGUGUGCGCGUGCGUUAUUAUGAGCACCAUAAAAAUAUUCAAUCCUGA